UUUUAAUCACAGAGUGUACAUGCACCUUCAAAUCCUGACAAGGAUCAAGUUAUGAAUCUAUUAGAUUGUGAAACUCAACUUACUGAAAACAUUUAGAAGAAGGCAACAUCCAAAAUGAAUGCUGUUGCAUUAGAAAUUUCCACUAUUUAAUUUAGUUAGUUAAAAAGAAUACCAUUUAUUAAUGUACAUGCCAGCUAGAUUAUCAAAAUCAGAGCCAUCUUAUCCUGUCUUUGACUUCCAUGCAACAGUACAUCUCUGUGCCUGAUAUAAUCAUUAGUGAUCGAUACCGACAUGUACCUAGUGUUGGUGAGAGACAGACAAUGAAUUGUCAGUGAGUGCACAGUAGCUCAUUCUUUACUGGUUUGCACACUCAAUUUGUGGGCAGUUUUCCAAAACUGAAAGUUAACAAAGAUGUAUGAUACAGCUAAGUCUUUUUAUUGAGGAAGACUCACAUUUAGCAAACAUUUUGGUGAUCUUUACAUGUUUUGUUUUCCUACUGUCUUUGAUGCUUUGAAAUUUGUCCAUGCCUUGGGGAAAAUGAAAAGGAUGAGGUAAUUUGAAGUGACGGAGGGGCAGGUUAUAUUUCUAUAUUAAAGCCAUCUUUGAUGAAAUUAAUGUGUUUGCUAAUCAAAUUUGACAUUCCUCCCACAACUGUGCGUCUGCAAAUAAUGAUGGAUUUCUAUGGAUUGACAAAAUGCAAAUCUGUUUGUACAGGUAUAGUGCUCAUUGCCAAUAAUGAAUAAUCUGGAUCAGAGUUUACCAAUACUAUUUGCUAUGUAGUUCAGAAAGAUAUAAGGUACUUGAUACAAAAGAUGCAUAAAUAAUAAGUCUAAUUUGUGUUGAUGACGAUGAGAUGUGCACAAGUAAUCCGAUGAUCUGUGUUACACAUUGCACUGACUAGCUUGGUGUGUUAUUUUUGGUUGGGGGCAUAAAACACCUGCCAAAUAUCUGCACACGAAAAUAACAAUGAACCUAAACCAAGAUCUCAACACCAGCCCAAUUUGUUAGUGUUUCUCAUUUGGUAGCAGUGCUUUGGACACAGGGAUCUGACAUCUGGGAUCCCUGAUGUGUUCCACUGGGGUUCAUUGAUGGCCACACAUGAAUGAAACACAGAAGAAUGAUUUUGUUUUUCCCCUUCAAAAAUAAACUUUUUUUUUUUUUUUAAAUUAAUUUUAGAUUUGUACUUUUGCAGACAUACCAAAGAAAUUUUCAACCAAAAAAACAAAACAAAAAUUAUUAAGCAGUCAUUGGAAAUAUGGGGCUUACAAGAAUCCAAAUCUCUUUCUUAUAAUUUUGCCAAAGACAAAGUUUCAUAAUUUAGUAAACCUACAUAUAUACUAACCAUUUUCAAACAAGUACCAAAAAUUGGUAUCCGUUGUAAAGUGUAAAGCAUAACAUAGACAAAGAUGAUGACAUAUGGACUUUAUUUUACAUAGACAGACUUAUAUGUAAAAGUUAUCUAGAAACCUUGGUUUUUGAUGUAUGUGUUUUGAUGAUUUCAAGAAUAUGAUUUUCAAUCAAAAGAAGUGACAAUAAUUGUUACUCGCACUCAUAGCAAAACCCUUUGAGAAAAAGCAGUGUUGGGUAAAGAUGCUUUCAUCGAAAUGUUAAUGUUUCAUGCACCUUUUGAUAAUCUACAUUGUGAGGUCACUGUGACUCAUUCAGAUUGUUAGAUUUUGUGAGAAAACACAUUAUUGUAAAAACUUAGUAGGGUUCACAUGUAAUGCCCGUGUAGAAAAAAAUCUUUCUGUACAAGUGCUUUAAUUUACAAUUUCUAAAAGAUAUUUUGUAAAUGUAUGAGAGUAAAUUUGUAAUUGGAGGAUGUUUUGCAAAACAAAUCUCUGUGUUGUUUAUCUUAUUAGCCUUAACUUGGGAUUACUUUGGGUGUUCAUGAAACAGGAAACAAGAUAAUGAUUGAUAAAAAGAUUCAAAAUUCUUCUCUCUAUUAGUGGUAAAUCUCCAGAAAGCAUGAAUGUGCUUUCCACAAAUAAACACAUCUCCUAGGAUCAAAUCCCAGUGCUGUUCAUCUGGGCGUUCUAUUUUUAUAUCAGAAACUCAUUAAACUUGCAUGAAAAAUUGACUUUUCACUUAUAAUGUUGAAACUUAGGGCUCCCCCAUCUUGUAAAACAAUAUUUCUAGACAGUUGCAUGUACCCUGACUUGUGGUCUUAGUUUUGCUGAAGGUUGAAAUAUGUUUUAGAAAUACCUCUCUGAUGGGAAUUUGAUUAAUUAGCUUGAUUAUAAAUUCUCAUGGGUUUGAAGAAACACUCAGAUUACUUCCAACUUAUUUAUUGUGUGUGCUAAUUUACAUUGGGUGAAUGAAAGUCCUCUGAAAGAUUUAUACUUCCACCAAAUAUAAAAUUCUUUAAAAUCUGAUUGUCAAAGUGAAUACUGAAUGGUUAGAUCUUAAGAACAAUUGGAUUCUUUGAUUCCUACAGGAAAUGAUAAAUCUAUAUGGGCUAAUGCCUGAGACUUGUAUAGCUUAAAUACACCAAUACCUGGAAAAAGUAACCUAUGAAAUAUGCUAUGUAAUGAUGCAGAAGGAAAUAGGAGAGUGAAAAAAUUAUAUUAUAUACUGGAGGAAGGCCUGAAGAUUAGAUAUCCAAGGACAUGAUGUAAAUACGGAGUCUGAAUGAUAACUGCUUGGUGUACUAUCCUGAUCAUCAUGAAGAAACAGAUGUUAUUGGUGAACAUUUGAUAUGGCACCGAAUUGCAUGGGGUCUCCCUCAGAGCUGGAGUCCUUUUGUAUGUGAGUGAUGUAGGUGUGUAUUCAUGUUAUAGCCAAUGACUUUGCAGUGCUGAAAUCCCAGGAGGAAGCUUAUCUUUCAGGCUAGUCACACUAAAAACCUUAGUUAUCCUGACUGUUCUGCCAGCUUGCAUUCUAACUGCUACUUUAUCAGUGGUGUUCUUGCUCAGACGCUGUGAUUUUUUUUAUUUUUAACUUUGGAUUCUUUCUUUGGAAUCUCAUCAUCAGGAAAUAAUUAAGAGGACAUCUUUGAGUGAUAAAAGGAUCCAUCUGUUUUUGUGUAGGAUGAGAUAUUAAUAUGUUAAAGAUUUUGACAGCUUUCCUAUUCUUGAAGUAAGAAUUCUUGUGAUCCUCUGAAUAAGGGGAAAAAAAAUCAUUUUUGAAGGAUUAGUGAAAUUUCAAUUUAUAUUAAUUCUCUAGAAAGGAGUGCAUUGAAUUUAUAAUUCUUGGAAGGAUGAUAAAAGCAGCUGUUAUGUAUCAUAUUUAUUCAAUUUCAUGAAUUUUUUACUUUUUAAUACUCAAAGUGUUAGGUUAUAUACUACAAUCAAUAAGGACGCUGUUUUCAAGUUAAAUUCAACCAUCACGUUGAAUUCAACAGUCAAUAUAGGUUUGAAGGAUCUGAUCACAACUAUGAACAUUUAACUUGUGUAUCCCUUGUGUGAAACAAGAAUCAAUUUCACAAGAUCUUCAUUACCCAGACAUGGCCAUGUGACAUACUUGGGAUUCAGACCUGUUGCAUGUAUUGCAUUGACAAGAGCAUGCAUAAGCAGACAUCAAGGAUUGCAAAUUCAGAAGACAGAAAAUGUGAGGAUGUCAACUAUGCUGACCACUGCCAUGGGAAUAAGGCCAUUUCCACGACAAACUCAAUGUCGUCCAGUCAGAAUGAUGAGUCACAGGGACAAUCGGUUUUCAGUAGGAGUUGGCAUCAUGGUCUCUCUAAUUCUGAUCAUCCCGAGUUGAGAUUUGUGAAUGACUUUGACAGUCAUAGGAGAUUAUCUCAUGGGUCAAGGACUGCUCUGCUUGGCAGCCAUGACAGUCAUCUGCGGCUAAGAGAUCCCAAGUUUGCAUAUACAUCAAGUAGUCCAGAAAAAAGUCCUGGGAUUGAGUCGGAUGAUUCUCUUUCAUCUGCUAGCAGUGGUGGCCCAAGACAGACCACGGCUUACAGAAAACGUAGCUUGAGACAUAGAAGGAGUGAGGACAGGGACUUGAGUAAACUGUUGGCCAGUAGUGUGGAGGAGUCGGAGUCGUACCAGAAGUUACAAUUGGGUGAUGAUGAUGGUCGAAGCAGUAGGCUAGGUCAAAGAAACGGCCAUCGUCCUGCGAGCGUUUGUGGUUAUAAUGUGCUAUGGGAGAAUCGCGUCCAGGAAUUAGUAGAAUUGCUUACAAGGACAUCCCUAGAAACUCACAAGCUCGACUUGAUGGCCGAAAUCUCCAGCCUCAAGAUCAAGCUAGCCUCAGCUGAUAAGGACAGACGGGAUCUGGAUGACAGACUCAGGCUGUCUCAGAGACAUGCAAAAGAAUUAGAGUCCAGAUUAGCUGUGAAAGAUGCAGAAAUCAAUGAGCUUAGACAAAAGCUGUUGAAGAAUGGUACAAUUUCAACUCCUGAUUCAAGUGAACAUGAAGUUGAAAAAUUAAAGAAGGCAGUGGAAGCUUUGAUGUUCUCUAAUCAGGAAAAGGACAAAAGAAUUGAAGAAUUGCGAAGGCUUUUAAAAAGAUACAGGAAAAUUGAGGAGAUGGUGGUCCAGGUCCAAGGUCGUAAGGUUUUGGAAGAAAUGAUUUUAAAUGCAGAGGAUGACACCAGCUCGACAAGUUCCACAACCCCAUCACUGAGUGACAAUGUGCCUAGAGAUCAACAAAGUGAAGAUGGAAAAGAGAGGCCUUAUCCGAAUCCCAGUGCAACAAGCACCCCAGUGCACUCUUUGCCAGAGAAUGGCAUUGGCACAGGAAAUGUUACCGUCCUAUCUGGGUCAUCUCGCCGAGCUCUACAACGCUCCAACAGUGCUGAGGAUGUCACCCCCAACAAUCAAAAAAAAAAAUCCUCAAUAAACAACAAUGAACCGGAGGGUUACCAUAACGGAGGGAGUACACUUAGCUUUGGUACGUUUCCGGGUGAGGGUAGUGAGGUUCGAAGGUCUCGGGGUUUCCCUGCACUUGGAAAGGCCCUUCUACGUGUCAAAACAGGAAAACGGAGCACGUCUGCUCCUAACCUAGCCAAUACCGAAAUUGUGACAGAUGAUGAGGAUGGGUUACAGCAUGUUGGAUCAUCUCGACCUCCGGAUGUCAAAAAGAAAAAGGGCAUCAGGGGACUAUUUGGAAAAUUAAAGAGGAGUGGAUCACAAGAUUUUCAUGAACGUGAGAGAGACCAGUUCAGGAGGGGAGGUGUCAGAGCUACUGCCACAGCACGACUUGGUUGGUCUCGAGAUGUGCGGAGCAAUGACUUAUAUAACAAUAGCGAGAUGCCUUUCAAUCGAUGGGAUUGUGAGAGAGUGUGUUUAUGGAUGAAUGACAUGGGUCUCAAUAUGUACUUAAUGGACUGUCGCAGAUGGGUCAAAAAUGGGGAACAACUCUUACGGGCCACUGCACAUGAAUUAGAAAAGGAGCUGGGUGUGAAGAACCCUCUGCACAGAAAGAAACUUCAAUUAGCCUUACAACAGAUCAGCAGCACUGGCAAAGUCAAGAAACAGGACCUUGAUCACCACUGGGUCACUCGUUGGUUGGAUGAUAUUGGAUUACCGCAGUACAAGGAUAAUUUCUAUGAUGGCAGAGUGGACGGACUGAUGCUGCACUAUCUAACUGUGGAGGAUUUACUGUUCCUGCGAGUGACCAAUGAACUUCAUCACAUCAGCAUCAAACGGGGGAUUCAAGUGCUACACGCCCACGGAUUUAAUCCCCAGUGCCUUCGAAGACGACCCUCUCCUGAUGAGGGCCAGUUGCAAAAUAUCCCAGCUGAUGUUUCAUUGUGGACAAACCACCGAGUGAUGGAGUGGUUACGCACCAUUGACUUGUCAGAAUAUGCUCCUAACCUCAGAGGCAGCGGUGUUCAUGGAGCAUUAAUUGUCUUGGAACCCAGGUUCAAUGCAGAAUUGUUUGCCCAGAUUUUAUCAAUCCCUCAGAAUAAGACUCUCUUACGGCGACAUCUGAGUACUCACGUUGUGGCUCUCAUCGGCAACGAAACACAGCACAAGAAGCGGGAAGCCGAGUCCUCGCCUGGUUAUGUGCAGCUCUUACCUAGUGCUAAAGUCAAGAGUAAGAAGUUUGGAAUAUUUGGUCAUAAAAGGAACAAGUCUGAUGCUGAUCUAGAGGAUUUUAUUUGCCCAGACUUCACAAGACGGCAGAAUGGGGUCCCCCAAUCAAAAGAGAGGGAUGAAAAGGCUGCUAAGGAAAUAGGUGCUUACUCCAAGGAGAUAAAUACUUUGACAGAUAUGCUUGCUCGUGACAAGUUUCUGGACAAUGUCCCAACAUCCAAUGUGUGAGGACAAUGUUUUCUCAACCAGCGUGUGAAAAUACUUCAGACCAUUGUAUAUUCAUAUUAACAGAACGAAACGUGGAUCAAAACCUCCCCUGCCAUUGAAAUCAAUCAUGGAAAUCAUGCAAAUGUAAUUCCUCCCACGAUCCUGUUGCGUGGAUGGAUUUGUUAUUUUGGUUGUGAUGGUAACCGAAUGUGCCUUCCUGGUGGCUGGCCACUAUCAAGUAUCUCGCAGAUUACAAGUUUGCCAAAUGUUUUUUUAUUUUGUAUUCAUAAUUUUACGGUGUUUUACAGAGGUUGUAAAAACAUGAAUGAGUGAAAUUGUAUAAAAAUGCAAUUGUGUAUAAAUGAAAUUAUGUUCAUAGUUUGUAAAUAUGAAAAUAUUUAGUUAGCAUUUGUACAAAGAAGGUUUUAAAAAAUCGUUGGAACUGUAAAAAAAACUUUCAUAAUCACCCUUAAGUUUUUUAUAGUAAUGAAGAGCAUGUGUAUCAUUAUUUUGGUUUCUUUCAUUCAAGUCUGUCAUACAAAAACAAAUGCAACUUCUUCAUACAAGGACCAUUCAUGUUUAUUUUAAAUUUUUAAGACUACAAAUAAAUGAAGUAAUUUUAAUGUGUAUUUUAUUGACUAGGUUUAUAGAAUUUGCAAGUUUUAGUGCUAAUGUUGAAAUGCAUAUACUUUUGUUCUUUUAGCCUUGUAUAGUUGGGUUAUGUUUUCUUAAUUUGGUAAAAGGAAAAUUGUUUCAUAUCUAAACUACCUUUUGUUCAGUCUUGAAUUUGCAGGUAGAAUAUUUCUUUCCAUAAAGUACAUGUAACAAAGUUUCAGUUUUCAUUGAUAGUUCAUUGUAAGUUGUCACUUGACAUUUCGUGAUCUUAAAAAGGACAUCUGGACAUCAGGUCUUGCAGGUUUUGUUGAACAAAAUCAAAAGAUUGCAUGAAACUUCCUUCUCUUGCCAUUGAUGAAGGACAACUUUUCUAAUUCUUAAAGGGAUUGGGUUCACUGUUCCUUUUCUUGUUAUACAGAAUUUUUUUCCAAGGUAAGUUUUCCUUCUGUCAGUAAUAUACAAUGUUUGUAUUGUCAGUACAAACAGCAAAAUUUUGAAUACAAAUUCUUUUUCAUAAAAAUGUCUCUGGUUGACUUAAAACCAUAUUCUUCAAAAAAUUAAAAACAGUUUACUAGUAUAUUGCACAAUCUUGUGAACUUGGUUAAAGACUGAUAAAGAAAGUUUUGAUUUUUUUAUGUUUUGGAUUCUGCAUGUCUUUAGAUGGCAUUGAAAUUUUAAAAAAACCCAGCUCUACCUUAUUUUGGGAGUCAUAUGAUGAAACUUUCAAUCACUACUGCUUAAAUUACUUAUAUACUCCUUUGCACAACAACUUUUGUGAUAAUGCAUGAGUAUUGUUAUUCUUCAACACUGAUGAAUGUCAUAAUUUCAGCUCCCACCAAAUAGAAAACUUUCAAGGAAAGUAUUGCCUUCAUUAGAUUCAGCAAAUUUUUCUUAAUAAGAAUGUAAGUUACCAAACAAUAUAAACAUACUACAAUGUAUUUUAUAAGCAUUUACACAUGCAAUGAAAUCUUUGCUAGAUAUCAUUCAUAAUUUUAGAAAAUGUAAGUGACUUUAAAAAUAUUUAAAGUGAAUUUUGGGUGUCUAAUUCACUCCUUUCAAAUAAAAUAUGGAAAAUUUUCAUUGUCAUUUUCAUCACUUUACACAUUUUAAAAAAAAAGAUUCUUUAUAUUUCUUUUCAUAUACAGAUCUUCUUCAAAAGGUUGGUUGGACUGAGAUCAGAAUUUUUAAGGGCCUUUUUUUGUAACUAUUUAUUACAAAUGCCUAAAUUAUUAUAAAUUCCUAGAAUAACUAAUUUUGGUUUAUUUCUACAUCAGCAUGUUUUUAUGGUGUAUACAUAACUGUAUGUUAUUUUUCAUACAUGUGUAUUUGUAUGAAGGAAUUAUGGUCUACAUUUUAUUCAUUAAACUGCGUUUUAGAUGCAAACCAAUAAAAUCUAUUUUAACCAUAA
Messenger RNA from Ostrea edulis (European flat oyster), 8220 nucleotides. Its product is annotated as liprin-beta-1-like. Gene Ontology annotation, molecular function: protein binding. Gene Ontology annotation, cellular component: presynaptic active zone. The coding region runs from base 3483 to 6218 and encodes 911 amino acids. The record is from RefSeq and is a predicted model, not a curated record. Gene Ontology annotation, biological process: neuromuscular junction development. The transcript has 21 exons. Lineage: Eukaryota; Metazoa; Mollusca; Bivalvia; Ostreida; Ostreidae.